Molecule: messenger RNA, 3366 nt
Organism: Miscanthus lutarioriparius
Lineage: Eukaryota; Viridiplantae; Streptophyta; Magnoliopsida; Poales; Poaceae
Source: the annotation of a GenBank genome assembly
AUGCCGGCGCCAGCGAGCGGCGGCGGCGGGGACCACCUCCGCGGCCAUGCGCACCUGACCAACUGCAUCCACCUGCGCCACCACCACGGCCCGCACGGCGCGUCCGGGCGGAGGCGCAGCCCGACGGGGUCCUCGGCGUCGGCGUCGGCCGCGCUGAUGCGGGACCUCCUGGCCCUGCAGCGUUCGCGCUCGCUGCGGGACCCCUCCACCCGCCGCUCCGUCGACUCGGCCCCCUCCAACAACAACAACAGGGUCGCCGCCGACCCGGACGCCGACGACCCCGACCACCCCCGCGGCGGCGGCGCGCUCAAGACGCUCCUCGACCAGCUCACGGAGAACCCGCAGCCCAAGCCGGGCUGCCGGCCCCGGCGCCGGUUCAAGCGAGGGGCCGCCCGCCGCGCCGCCGCCGCGCAGCCCGCGGCCGCCUUAGAUCGCCGCGCCACCGCGCCCCGCGUCUCCGUCAACUCCAGCUCCCAGGAGGCCGUCUGCGGCAAUAGGUACCUCUUCGGCGCCGGCGGAGCAGCCGACGGCGACGAGCUGAUGCAGCAGCAUCAGCAGGUGUCGCAGGAGUCGCCCAACGUGUGCGGCAUCCCGUGGAACUGGUCGCGCAUCCACCACCGCGGCAAGUCCAUCCUCGACAUGGCCGGCCGGAGCCUCUCGUGCGGCCUGUCGGACCCCAAGUCGACGUCGGCGGCGCGGAGGUCCGAAGCAGCCACCUCCGCCGCCUCGUGUGGUCACGCCAACAGGUCGCGUUCGCACCCGCAUUUCCCGGUCACCGCGAGGCUCACUUCCUCGAGCAGUUCAGACUCCGACUCUCGGCCUCUGCUUGUCGACGGCAUACGCAACGCCGUCGACAUUUCUAGUAGCUUCUCUGGGGAGCUCGGGAUUUUCUCCAAGAGUAGCGAGCUGGACUCUGACCUCGCGUCCGAGGCACGGUCGGGGCAGAAGUCACGGGGCUCGCACCGUGUCAGACACCGGAGCUUGACACAGAAGUAUGCUCCAAGGACUUUCAAAGACGUCGUCGGGCAGAGCUUGGUCGUGCAGGCGCUGUCCAAUGCCAUUCUGAGGAAGAAGAUUGGGCUGGUGUAUGUCUUCUAUGGGCCACAUGGCACAGGCAAGACCUCGUGUGCCAGGGUAUUUGCAAAGGCUUUGAAUUGCCAUUCAGCUGAGCACCCGAGGCCCUGUGAUUCAUGUGCCUCUUGUAUUGCACACAAUCUGGGCAAGAGUAGGAGCUUGUUGGAGAUUGGUCCAGUUGGUAAUAUAGACCUUGAUAGCAUUGUGGAUAUCCUUGACAAUGUGAUGCUCUCGCCGGUGCCAUCCCAGCACAGGGUGUUUAUAAUUGAUGACUGCAACACAUUGCCGCCUGAUACAUGGAGUGUCAUAUCCAAGGUCGUCGAACGUGCACCUAGGCGUGUGGUUUUUGUUCUCAUCAGCCCCAAUCUUGAUCUCCCUCAUAUAAUCGUGUCGAGGUGCCAAAAGUUCUUUUUCCCCAAACUAAAGGAGUGUGACAUUAUCAACACUUUGCAAUGGAUUUCUACUAGUGAAGGCCUGGAUGUUGAUAGAGAUGCAUUGAAACUUAUUGCUUCCCGGUCAGAUGGGUCACUGAGGGAUGCCGAGAUGACUCUCGAUCAACUCAGCUUGCUUGGGCAGAGAAUUUCGAUGUCACUUGUUCAAGAACUUGUUGGCUUGGUUUCUGAUGAUAAAUUGGUUGAUUUGCUUGAUUUAGCACUAUCUGCUGACACAGUGAACACAGUGAAAACCUUGCGAGAUAUCACAGAAACAGGUGUUGAGCCACUGGCCCUGAUGUCUCAACUUGCUACAAUAAUCACUGACAUCCUUGCUGGCACCUAUAUAUUCACACGAGAAAGAGUUCGGAGAAAAUUCUUCAAACGUCCAACCUUAUCAAAGGAUGAUAUGGAAAAGCUACGCCAAGCCUUGAAAACACUCUCUGAAGCUGAAAAACAGUUGAGGGUCUCUAAUGACAAGAUGACAUGGCUUACAGCUGCUCUUCUUCAGCUUGCACCUGAUAAACAAUAUGUAUUGCCGAGUUCAUCCCCGAGUACAAGUCUUAAUCAGGGUCUGUUUACCCACCCCGAGGGAGACAUAGCAAGGAACUCUGCUAUGGAUCAUAGUGAUAUAUAUGCUGGUGCCCAUGGCUUGGCAAGAGCAUCUGACCUUGGAAAUCAGCAGUACAAAGAUGCUAAUCUAGUGGCUGGUUCCAGCAACAACAUGGCAAACAAUUACCAUGCUGGAAGGAGACCUGGGGAACAUACUCCAGACAGCCAUGUAUUGCCAACAGGUGCUACCAGAGUAAAUGAAGGAUCUAGGUAUGGCAAAACUGACAGUGAAAUGAUUUGGCAGGCUGUGCUAGAGAAUGUUCAGUCAGAUUCAUUAAGAAGAUUGUUAGCUAGAGAGGGUCGACUGAUAUCCGUCAGCCUAGGCACAGCUCCAACUGUACAAUUAAUAUUCAGCUCUCGAGUAAAUAAGUCUAAAGCCGAGAAGUAUAGGGGCCAAAUUCUGCAGGCAUUUGAAUCUGUUCUUUCUUCUACCAUAAUACUUGAAAUCCGAUAUGAAUCAAAGGAUGAUCUGGCAGCAGGCCAUGCUCCAGUUAUUACUCCCUACCCUGAGGAUGGUUCCUCAAAUAUGGUAUUAAGGAGGUCUUUUACUAAACAUAGUUCAGUUUCUUCGGGAGGCGAGAACUUAACUAGAAGGCUUCAGAAAGAUAGUGUGGUCCAGGUUGGUAGCUCAAAUCAGACACGCUGGAUGCAAUCUGAUCCACAUAUAUUGACCGAAGGUGAAAUUAUUGAAAUUGGAUCUCAAAUGGAUUGGCGUGCUGAACCAGAUAGUGGCAUUGUUAUGGCAAACAGAAGACAAGAGACUGUCUCGGGAGAAGGUUUGUCAUCACAGAAUCAAGAAAUUUCUCAAGGAGGAAAAAUGGUGAAUAAUGGAGAUGGUCGACAAAAGAACAUUGUGAGAGGCAAGGUAUCUCUUGCUCAUGUUAUUAACCAGGCAGAUGCUUGUUCCCAACAAGGUGGCUGGUCUAGACACAAAGCUAUAUCAAUUGCAGAAAAGCUGGAGCAAGAUAAUUUGAGAUUGGAGCCUAGAUCCAGUUUGCUUUGUUGGAAAGCUUCAAGCACUUCUAGACGGAAGAGUAUUAUUGUAUUCAUUGUUCAUGUAUAUUCUUUCUCUAUUGUCGAUCUUCUGAUACAUAUGAAAAACCUGAGCCAAAUAGUCAAGAUUAUUUUUUCGUUAGACUGCAGUAACUCUGUCUGCACUGAAGAUCAGGACACGAAGAUCGCGAGCUUUAUCAAGGCUCGCCUUGUGCGGAAGGUGUAUUUCAGUGAGAUCUCCAAGAUGAAACAUUAG